AACGCCUAUUCUAUAGCACCUAUGCGGAACGAGGCCCGGCCACAUUAGCGCCUCGGUCCAGCUGUACCCAGCACAAGACCCAACCUGGAAGGUAAUCCCAGCGCGUCAUGGCCAAUCUCCUUGCGUUGCGAACUGCCAAAACCAAAACCAAAUCUUCGACUUCGCAUCUGAAGCCUCUCCGUCUUCGCUCUCCAACAACCCGCCUCCUCCUCCCCACCCAUCAGGCUCUGCGUCCCUACAGUCGUGCAGUCGCCCGGCCAUGGCUGACGCAGAGAACAACUAUGGCUUCCCCGACGACAUGGGCGGCGACGACGACCAGUCCAUCGUCUCGACCCGCGGUCUCGAGGCAUUUGGCCGCAAGGUCACCACCACAGCCAGUCAUCUGAUGGGUCCCAACGCCGAUGCCGCCGCCGCUCACUACCAGACCGCAAUGGCCGAGGUCCACAAGCAGAUGAAGCGGCCCACCGUCCAGCGAAGCAUGUUCUCAAUGGCCAGGACGACUCCGACCGACCUCAUGCGCUCAAAGCUCUCGUCCCACGAGAUUCGCCAUCGUGCCCUGACGUAUCUUCCCGACGAGCUGCUCGCCAACAUCCCCGACCAUGAGAACGCAUAUUCCCUCUUCCAAGGCUUCCAGGCAAGCUUUCCCGAGCUGACUGAGGAGGGCAAGAAGUUCCGGCGGAGGGUUUCCCGCGGACGCAAGAUGCUUGAGGAUACAGAGGCAACGCCGGGGAGCCCAAAGCGACUCGCACAACUAAAAAAGGAGAGGGCCGCCAUGCUGCAUGAGUUUGGGCUCCUAGGCACCCGAAAGAGCAUGGCCAGCUACGAAAUUCGGGAAAUCGAUAACAAGAUUGCCAACCUGCACGGCAUGCGCAGGAUAAUUUUGGACCGGCUGGCCGUGUUGGAGCAGGAUGAGGCGUUGCUGGAGCAUGACGUUGUCGAUAUGGACGUACGGAUAGAGGAGGCCCAGGUGCUAGUUGAUGAGGCGGAGGAGAUUGCACGGAACACGCGUACGAAAGACGAGCAGGACCUUGUCGGCGAUGCUGAUGACCACGAUGCCGAAUUUAUGUCACAAUCCGUCUACCAAAAACUUCCUGGCUCAGAUGGCACCAUGCCUUCCCGAAAAACGAAAAAGGUCCACCGGAAACAAUCUAUGCCAAUACUGCAUGAGCAUUUCGAGCCCGGAACUAACAUCCGCGAAAUCCGUGCACACAAGGAUAACAUCACAGCAAUGGAUUUCGAUGCCCCCUUCGGGACUAUGGUUACGGCUGCGCUCGAUGACACCGUUCGAGUCUGGGAUUUGAAUGCGGGCAGGUGUAUGGGCUUCCUAGAGGGCCAUACAGCAUCAGUGCGCACUCUGCAGGUUGAAGACAAUAUUCUAGCGACAGGAUCCAUGGAUGCCACGAUCAAGCUGUGGGAUCUCAGCAGGGCGCAAUACGACCCGCACGGUGGACUCGGGAAAGAUGAUGAGGACGAGGAUGCCAUCGCGUUCGGAGCCGACGAUCAUCUUGAGCCUCCUCCGGGCAGCAUGGCCGACUGCCCGCUCUUCACCCUCGAGGCACAUGUGGACGAGAUCACCGCACUUCACUUCCGCGGAGAUGUUUUGGUAUCAGGCUCCGCAGACAAGACUAUCCGCCACUGGGAUCUAGAGAAGGGUCGCUGCGUGCAAACAUUGGACGUAAUGUGGGCAGCCGCGGCCAACCUCGGCAAUAACGAAAGCACCUGGAGGCCAACUGGACGAUCCCAGUCUAGCUCGGCAGACUUUGUGGGCGCCCUGCAAGUGUUUGAGACUGCCCUCGCGUGCGGUACUGCUGAUGGUAUGGUCCGCCUGUGGGAUCUCCGGAGUGGACAAGUCCAUCGAAGUCUAGUUGGGCACACCGAUGCCGUGACAUGCUUGCAGUUUGAUGAUGUCCACUUGGUUACUGGAAGUGCGGACAGAAGCAUUAGAAUAUGGGAUCUCCGGACAGGGUCCAUCUACGACGCUUAUGCGUAUGACAACCCCGUCACCAGCAUGAUGUUUGAUACACGAAGGAUUGUAAGUGCUGCCGGCGAAGACAUAGUGAAGGUGUACGAUAAGGUCGAAGGACGACAAUGGGACUGCGGCGCUGGCAUCACCGCGGCCGAGGAGGGCAAGACUCCCGCCAUUGUUGAGCGUGUAGGUGUACGAGAUGGAUAUCUAGUCGAGGCUUAUGCGGUUGCGCAACCGUCUUAUCACGGCUGCAAUACGCCGGGGAGGCUACCCGGACUCAAGGAUGGAGAUGGAGAUGGAGACGACGUUCAGAGUAGCAGCAUAUGCUCUCGAGACGGACACGACGUGCGGGAUCCGGCUGUGGUGGCUGUGACGGAGCUGCUCUCCCGGCAAGCUCGCAUCCUCAUCAAGCUUCAUGUCGCCCUAGCCGCAGACUCCAAUGCGGUCCACGGCGUAGACGAGGCGCUAUUCAAGAAGAGGGUUGCCGAUUUGGUCUCCAUUGCCAACUCCAAGUUCUACGCCUACCGCUACGACCGCCUCCCGGCCAUCUGGCGCCAGAUCUACACUGACACACUCAUCCUGGAAACACAUCACCUUCUCUUACGACCACUGCUCGCCGCGCAAGCUCUCCCUGAAGACACGCUCGAUGAUGUUGUCAAGGCGCUUGAUAGGGCGCUCAUCACGGCCGGCGGCGGUGGCCGACAGCAGUGGCUGGAGAAGACGUUGCAGAUGCUGGAGGGUGUUUGGUCUGGUGCCGAGGAACACGACGACGAGAGGCCGUCAAAACGCCAACGCAAAGGCUCGGUACUCCACCACAACUUCUCAACCGAUGAGCCGUUCGGGAGGCCUUCGCUGUCGUCAAAAUGGGCGUGUCCGCGGUAUUCAGGGUGGACGUUGGAGCAGUUCGAGGAAUACAUGAACAGCCCUGGACGGGCACCGUGGCCCAUCGUCCUCACUGACCUGAUCGGGAACUGGCCCGCCCUCACCGACUGUCCAUGGAAGAGCCCGGAGUAUCUGUUAUCCAAGACGUUCGGAGGGAGACGCCUCGUGCCUGUCGAGGUUGGGCGCAGCUACGUCGACGACGGCUGGGGCCAGGAGCUGAUACAGUUCCGCGAGUUCCUCACCCGCUAUGUCGACAACCCCAAGCCCGCAUCACCAACUACGACGUCGUCCUCGCCCACCGGCUACCUCGCCCAGCACAACCUCUUCCAGCAGAUCCCCUCGCUCCGCAACGACAUCUGCGUCCCGGACUUCUGCUGGGCCGACGUGCCCGGCCACCCGCUCUCGGCCUCGCACGACCAGCCGCCCGUCGACGUGCCGCAGCUCAACGCCUGGUUCGGCCCCGCGCGCACCAUCACGCCGCUGCACACCGACGGCUACCACAACCUGCUGUGCCAGGCCGUCGGCGCAAAGUACCUGCGGCUGUAUCCGCCGGGGGCCACGCGCCACAUGCGGCCGCGCAACCCGGAGCACGGCGUCGACAUGAGCAACACCAGCGCGCUCGACGUGGGCGUGAUCGAGGGGUGGGAUCCGCUGCCGGAAGGCGUGAGCGAGGAGGAUGUGCGGCGGGUCAGGGAGGAUCUGGAAGACGUCGAGUACAGGGAGUGUAUUCUGGAGCCUGGGGACACGCUGCUGAUUCCCAUCGGGUGGUGGCAUUAUGUUCGGAGUCUGAGUGUGAGCUUCAGUGUAAGCUUUUGGUGGAACUAGAAGAUAUCCGGCUCUGAGAAAGAAAGACGGUGAUGAGAAGUACGGGCGUCUUCUUCUCCCCGACUAUGAUGGCAAGCUCAACGCUGCAUACCACAUGAUAUCAGUUCUAGUCGGGGAGGACGCAAUACAUGGGACGGAAGUUGGUUUCUCAAGCGGGAAAUGAAAUACGAGC
Molecule: messenger RNA, 3845 nt
Organism: Ilyonectria robusta
Lineage: Eukaryota; Fungi; Ascomycota; Sordariomycetes; Hypocreales; Nectriaceae
Exons: 5
Coding region: 260-3673 (1137 amino acids)
Cellular component (GO): preribosome, large subunit precursor
Molecular function (GO): protein binding
Source: RefSeq, a predicted model, not a curated record